AUGGAGCCAGAACGCUGCUUUGACUCCAGAAACACUUCAUGUUUGAAGUCAAGUUAUCCCAUGCCCCUACAUGUCACCCUCUACAUCAUUUUCGGGGUCAUAAUCAUCCUAACAGUGUGUGGAAACCUUUUGGUCACUUUCUCAGUGGCUUAUUUUAAGCAGCUCCAUACGCUAACAAAUUACCUGAUUUUCUCUCUGGUUAUGUCUGACGUGCUUUUAGGGAUAAUAGUCAUGUUUCCUGGAAUGAUUCGAUUUAUAGAGACUUGUUGGUAUUUUGGGGACUUCUUCUGUAAAGUCUCAAUAAGUUCAGAUAUCACGUUGAGUACAGCAUCAAUUCUGAAUCUGUUAUUCAUUUCAGUCGACCGAUACUACGCUGUUUGCCAACCUCUGCUUUACAGAAGUAAAAUAUCAGUGAAUGUUGUGUUGAUCCUGUUCCUGAUCUGUUGGAAGUUAAAUAUUUUGGGUGUUGAAGAGUUUUAUUAUAAACAUGUUGCAUGUGAAGGAGGAUGUGUUGUGUUUCUGAGUGGAGUGUCAAGUACUGUCUCCUCAGUGACUAACUUUUACUUGCCCGGAAUAAUAAUGCUUUGUGUUUACCUUAAGAUUUACCUUGUAGCAUGUAGACAAUUUUGCAGCAUUCAGAAUGCAGGAUGUGUGAACUCAGUAAAAACAUCAAACACAAGCCAGACAAAGGCCACUAAAACCCUAGCUAUUGUAAUGGGGGGUUUUCUGUGCUUUUGGACUCCAUUUUUUGUUUGUAACAUCCUCAGUCCUUUUGUUAGUUACUCAACACCCCCAAAAUUGUACGAAACCCUUGGAUUCUUGAAUUCUGCUGUGAACCCAAUGAUAUAUGCAUUCUUUUAUAGUUGGUUCAGAAAGGCUUUUAAAUUAUUAACCUCAGGUAACAUCUUUAAAUCUGACAUUUCAGAGACAACACUUUUCAAUGAGUGA
Labrus mixtus (cuckoo wrasse) is the source of this 948-nucleotide messenger RNA. RefSeq names its product trace amine-associated receptor 1-like. Gene Ontology annotation, cellular component: membrane. The record is from RefSeq and is a predicted model, not a curated record. Gene Ontology annotation, molecular function: trace-amine receptor activity. Gene Ontology annotation, biological process: adenylate cyclase-activating adrenergic receptor signaling pathway. The transcript has 2 exons. The coding region runs from base 1 to 948 and encodes 315 amino acids. NCBI's taxonomy places the organism in Eukaryota, Metazoa, Chordata, Actinopteri, Labriformes, Labridae.